AUGAAUCGUUCAUUAAUGUCAUUAUUAGGUCGUGAAGGUUUAGGUGAAAAGAUUACAGACGCUACACCUUUACCAGAUACAGCAGAAACAAUUCAUAUCUCUUCAUUAGCUUUAUUAAAAAUGUUACAACAUGCAAGAGCUGGUGUACCAUUAGAAGUUAUGGGUUUAAUGUUAGGUGAAUUAAUUGAUGAAUAUACAAUUAGAGUUAUUGAUGUAUUUGCAAUGCCACAAAGUGGUACAUCAGUUAGUGUAGAAGCAAUUGAUCCAGUAUUCCAAACUAAAAUGCUUGAUAUGUUAAAACAAACUGGUAGAGAUGAAAUUGUUAUUGGUUGGUAUCACAGUCAUCCUGGCUUUGGUUGUUGGUUAUCAAGUGUUGAUGUCAAUACUCAACAAAGUUUUGAACAAUUACAAUCAAGAGCAGUUGCAGUUGUAGUUGAUCCAUUACAAUCAGUUCGUGGUAAAGUUGUAAUUGAUGCAUUCAGAACCAUUAAAACUUCACCAACAGCAGAACCAAGACAAAUUACAAGUAAUCUUGGUCAUUUACAAGAUCCAUCCAUUCAAGCAUUAAUUCAUGGUCUCAAUAGAAAUUAUUAUUCCAUUGCUAUCAAUUAUCGUAAGAAUGAAUUGGAACAAAAAAUGUUAUUAAAUCUUCAUAAAAAGAAAUGGACUGAAGGUUUAAUCGUUGAUAAAUUUGAUACUCAUGAACAAUCAAAUGAAAAACAAAUUAAUAAUUUAUUGGAAUUAACUAAACAAUAUCAAAAAUCAAUUCAAGAUGAAGAUAAGAUUGAACCAGAAAAGAAGGAAGUUUCAGCAGUUGGUAAAUUAGAUCCAAAGAGACAUUUAAUCUCUGAUGUUCACACAUUAAUGGCCAACAACGUUGUUAGAGUGUUAACUGUUAUGCUUGACACUGUAACUUUCUAA
Messenger RNA from Dictyostelium discoideum AX4, 921 nucleotides. RefSeq names its product 26S proteasome non-ATPase regulatory subunit 14 (gene psmD14). Gene Ontology annotation, molecular function: peptidase activity. NCBI's taxonomy places the organism in Eukaryota, Evosea, Eumycetozoa, Dictyosteliales, Dictyosteliaceae. The transcript has 4 exons. The record is from RefSeq and is a predicted model, not a curated record. Bases 1 to 921 code for a protein of 306 amino acids.